AGCCUUAUAGAAAGGAGGAUGUUACUCCAUAUAUGCAUAUUCUUACAAUGCAUGUACCUUUUUUUUUGCGUAAAUUAAACAACCAAGGUCUUUCAUUUAGAUUAUUUUCAACAAGUAGCAUUGAAAAAAAAAAUCAUGAACAAGUCAAGUUGUUUUUUGGUGGCACUAGAAUGGGAGGUGGUAACAAAACAAAGCCUGUUGCUUAUGAUAUGAUGGUAUUUGAAAAUAGGCAAAUAUUUUAUUUGCUUAAUAAAGUUCCAAAAGAAAUUACAUUACAUGUUGUACGUGAAAAUGAAAUUAUGGUAAAGUAUCUCUAUGUUGUGACUUUGUGA
Molecule: messenger RNA, 332 nt
Organism: Entrophospora candida
Lineage: Eukaryota; Fungi; Glomeromycota; Glomeromycetes; Entrophosporales; Entrophosporaceae
Source: the annotation of a GenBank genome assembly